GGUUGAUUCCAUGUCAUAUUGGUCUUUUAUCGAAGACAACCACUAUUUACGUUUGACAGUGAAUGUAAAUGUCAAAUCUCAACCUCAAUUAAGAAUUUGGUUAGCAAACAAACAAAAACAAUUUAGUUAAAUUGGUUAAGUUCACAAGUGUUGUGCAAUGGCUCAUAAAUGUGAAACGUUAGAUUGUGGCAAAGAAGCUACCUUGCAAUGCCCGACUUGCUUGAAGUUGGGCAUACCAGGUUCCUAUUUUUGUUCACAGGCUUGCUUUAAAGGAUUCUGGAAGGAACAUAAAGUUAUUCAUGCUCUGGCCGGGGGUGUCGGAAAACCACAGGUGGAUAAUACUGAAGCCGGUUACAAUCCCUGGCCACAUUAUCGUUUUACUGGUAAGUUACGGCCGUAUCCGCAAACAUCUAAACGCCCUGUGCCCGAGAGUAUAGAGCGACCCGACUAUGCUGAUCAUCCAUCUGGUCGGGCUGCCUCGGAAGAGGCCAUGCGAGGAAAUACUUCCAUUAAAAUCCUAGACGAUGACGAAAUUGAAGCUAUGCGUGUUGCUGGUAGACUUGGUCGAGAAUGUUUGGAUGAGGCAGGCAAAGCUGUAGAAGUCGGAAUCACAACGGAUGAGUUAGAUAGACUCGUACACGAGGCGGCCAUUGAACGAGAUUGUUAUCCAUCGCCACUAAACUAUUACAACUUUCCUAAGUCUUGUUGUACUUCAGUUAAUGAGGUAAUAUGCCAUGGAAUACCGGAUUUGCGUCCAUUACAAGAUGGUGACAUUUGUAACAUUGAUGUUACCGUCUAUCAUCAUGGUUUUCAUGGUGAUCUUAACGAAACCUUUUUCGUUGGUAAUGUUUCUGAAAAGCACAAAAAGCUGGUUCGUGUCACUUAUGAAUCACUUUGCAAAGCCAUAGAAUUGGUGAGGCCCGGAGUGAAAUAUAGGGAAAUCGGUAACGUCAUACAAAAAUAUGUGGCCCCACAUGGUUUUAGCGUUGUGAAGAGCUACUGUGGCCAUGGCAUUCAUCGGCUUUUCCAUACUGCACCCAAUGUACCUCACUAUGCCAAAAACUCGGCUGUUGGUGUUAUGAAAGCUGGACAUUGCUUUACAAUUGAACCAAUGAUAUCAGAAGGCGUAUCGAAAAAUGAACAAUGGCCCGAUAACUGGACCGCUGUGACUGGAGAUGGCCAUUAUUCGGCACAAUUUGAGCAAACUCUGUUGGUAACAGAUAAUGGUUGUGAAAUUUUAACACGUCGUCGAGAAAAUAAUGGCCAACCCUGGUUCAUGGACAUGUUAUAGGUCCCAAGAAAACACAAAGCAUUAAUAAACGGCGACACAGAAUGCUGACAAAAAUUACACUACCAUGGAAAACACUCCUUUGAUAUUGAGUGCAAGUGUCAUGCACUAUUUUUAUGCCUUUAUCAUUCGUUAAAAGUUUAUAAUUUUGAAAUCGAGUUUUUAUAAAUUAAUAAGACAUAUAUUUAAUAAAUCGUUGCUAAAUGCUA
Zeugodacus cucurbitae (melon fly) is the source of this 1497-nucleotide messenger RNA. RefSeq names its product methionine aminopeptidase 1. NCBI's taxonomy places the organism in Eukaryota, Metazoa, Arthropoda, Insecta, Diptera, Tephritidae. The transcript is spliced from 5 exons. The record is from RefSeq and is a predicted model, not a curated record. The coding region runs from base 158 to 1291 and encodes 377 amino acids. Gene Ontology annotation, molecular function: metalloaminopeptidase activity. Gene Ontology annotation, biological process: proteolysis.